CCUUUAGAAAAUGUGAGUGGAUUUAUUCAGUCCCAUCAUUCACCUCAAUAACGUACAUCAAUGUACACUGAACUGCUAGCUGCUACUGAAUUAAUUCCCAUGUCAUGCCAAAUGAUUGCCAGGGAUUUUUUUAUUGAUUUUCUAUGAAAUUGGGCGUUUCCAUCCAUCGUUUCUGAAUACUUUAAAAUGCGCAUAGAAAAACGCAAAUAUGUUGGAUAAGGUCAAGACAGAAAUAGUAAGAGCAGUCGUUUGUCUUGUAAGCGCGCGAGUGACGAGGUGAGAGACCAAACAGACAGUUUAUUAUAAUAUCGUGUUGUAGUUUGUUGUGUGUCAGCGAGCGAGCGAACACCAAACUACAGGACAGCUGUUCCCCGCGCGCUCCCGCUGUUUCUAGGGAGACUGCCUGCUCAUCGACCUGUUGCUCUCCAUCUCGUUACUGUUAUGAUGCGCGCGCCCUAUUAACAGCGAAAUGAGGUUACCGUUUACGACGUUCACUUGUUUGCUGUCGGUUAAUAUGUAGGCAGACACACAUUCCUUUUUCUAAUUUCUUUGCUCCUUUCUGUCCACGCACACAGACAGCGUCCCGUUUUACAAAAGUGCGUGCACGCGCGCAUAUCCUGCCUCUCUCUCUCUCUCUCUCUCACACACACACACACACACACACACACACGCCCAUGAAACACUCUCCUCCUCCUCCUCCCUCGGCUCAUCUUCCCUUCUGUCCUUCUAUCUGUUUCUCUCGAACCCUCACUGUUCUUUUGAGCUCCGUCUGUUUCACUCUUCCAUUCAUCCCUCAUGCACCUCUUUCUCUCUCUCUCUCUCUCUCUCUCUCUCUGUCUGUCUGUCUGUCUCUUUAAUUCUCUCUCGUCGCUUAUGAACGGGAAUAUUCUGACAUGCUGGAGAUGAGUUUAAGUGGGCAUCUGGAGAGCCUCCUGUUUCCGCCUCCUCGUGUUGCUUUACUACCAUGAGCAGUUCCACUCCAUCCACAGCUAAUGGCACUGACAGUAAAACGUAUAAAGGAGAACGAUCUCCUUGUGGCCCUUCCCGCGUCCUCCACGUCCGCAAAGUUCCCAUCGAAGUGUCUGAGGCAGAGGUCAUCUCACUAGGAGUCCCUUUCGGCAAAGUCACCAACUUGUUGAUGCUUAAAGGGAAAAACCAAGCUUUUAUAGAAAUGGCUUCUGAGGAAGCAGCAAUCACCAUGGUCAACUACUACACCACAGCCACACCCCAUGUCCGCAACCAGCCCGUCUACAUCCAGUAUUCCAACCACCGUGAGCUCAAGACUGAUAAUCUGCUCAAUCAGGGGAGGGCUCAGGCUGCUCUGCAAGCUGUCAAUGCAGUGCAUUCUGGGAAUAUGAGUCUCUCUGGGACUGCAACAGCCAGUGACGGUAGAAUGAUGCCUGGACAAAGUCCUGUGCUUCGUAUCAUUGUAGAGAAUCUCUACUACCCAGUGUCUCUAGAAGUGCUACACCAGAUCUUCUCAAAAUUCGGAACGGUCCUGAAGAUCAUUACCUUCACCAAGAACAACCAGUUCCAGGCCUUGCUACAAUAUGCAGAUCCAAUGAACGCACAUCACGCCAAAGUGGCUUUGGAUGGGCAGAACAUAUACAACGGCUGCUGCACUCUGCGUGUUGAAUUCUCCAAGUUGACCAGUCUGAAUGUGAAGUACAACAAUGACAAGAGCAGGGACUUCACACGUCUAGACCUGCCCUCAGGGGACGGGCAGCCCACGCUGGACCCCUCCAUGCAGACCGCUUUUGGGGCUCCUGGGAUCAUUUCCUCUCCAUACCCCGGGGCGCCUGGUUUCGCUCCUGCUAUCGGUUUCCAUCAGGCAGGUCUGUCUAUGCAGGCCAUGCCUGGUGCUCUGGGACCUCUUACCAUCCCUUCAUCAGCAAUGACAGGACGGAUGACCAUCCACGGCAUGACUCCCACCACCAUCCACUUUGUGCUCCUCGUCUCCAACCUAAACCCUGAAAGCAUAUCACCACACGGGCUCUUCAUUUUAUUCGGAGUGUACGGAGAUGUUCACAGAGUCAAGAUUCUGUUCAACAAGAAAGAGAAUGCCUUAAUACAGAUGGCAGAUGCCACGCAAGCCCAGCUCGCCAUGAGCCAUUUGAACGGUCAGCGUCUUCAUGGUAAGGUGAUCCGUGUGACCAUCUCGAAGCACCAGACAGUGCAGCUCCCCAGGGAGGGUCAGGAGGACCAGGGCCUGACCAAAGACUUCAGUGGGAGCCCGCUGCACCGCUUCAAAAAGCCUGGCUCCAAGAACUUCCAGAACAUCUUCCCUCCCUCCGCCACCCUGCACCUCUCAAACAUCCCUCCCUCCACUACGGAUGAUUUUCUGAAAGACCUGUUUGCCGGUUCUGGAUACACAGUCAAGGCCUUCAAGUUUUUCCAGAAAGACCGCAAAAUGGCGCUGAUCCAGCUGGGUUCGGUGGAAGAAGCCAUCCAGGCUCUUAUCGACCUUCACGACCAUGACCUGGGAGAAAACCACCAUCUGCGAGUGUCCUUCUCCAAAUCCACCAUCUAGCACCGCCUUCACUACAAACACACCCUUUCCCCAUCCUCCCCGUUCCAGCCCUUAAACCUUCAGCAGUCUGACUGUUUCGUUCAGAGAAUAAGACUGGCUGACAAACUAUAAAAAAACUAUUAUAGAUAUUCAUGGGGUAGUUUUAGAGAUUUUCAAAAGAAAGAUAAAAAAGCAAAUUAGAGACUACUGCAGAACCUUUAGAGAGUUUCAGAGUGAGUAUGAUUUACUCUCACGAAACCAGGGCUGAAGACACAUGGGAUAUCCAUGACAAUGUGACAUUUCUGGGAACCUCCGUGUGGAGGAAGUAGGACUCCCCCUUUAGUCGACUGGCGAGGACUUUGUUGAUAUGAAACGCAAACUAACAUGAGGUGAACAUUCUCAAAAAAGUCAAUGCUGAGGAAGUUUCUUCACUGCACACUUGCCGAUUACAUUGGAGACUGACGCUCCUGUAGCCCAAUGGCCUUGAUACCCCAGACCUAAUUGAGGGCAGGGUCUCCUCUGUGCCUCCUCCAAAAAAUAACACCUUAAUUUUCAUUGGCUAUUUCAACGGAGCGCCGCAUUUCCCGUGGGAUGUGUUGAACGCACGGUCACCGGUUGAAUGUCACUGACGUCAUCAUCAAGGUGCUGCUGGAGAAAAAAAAUCUGUAGCGACAGUCUCAACCAAUGGGCUUGUCCUUUUUCUUCAAAGUAGCAUUAAAACAAGAGUGCUAUGGAUUCAAGAAUGAGUGCAUUUAAAAUUCGCAGCAUACAAAUCUUUUGUUUCUCAGCACUUUGA
Messenger RNA from Carassius carassius (crucian carp), 3305 nucleotides. RefSeq names its product polypyrimidine tract-binding protein 3-like. The transcript has 14 exons. Gene Ontology annotation, cellular component: nucleus. Gene Ontology annotation, biological process: mRNA processing; regulation of RNA splicing. The record is from RefSeq and is a predicted model, not a curated record. Gene Ontology annotation, molecular function: mRNA binding. NCBI's taxonomy places the organism in Eukaryota, Metazoa, Chordata, Actinopteri, Cypriniformes, Cyprinidae. The coding region runs from base 965 to 2530 and encodes 521 amino acids.